This is a messenger RNA of Physcomitrium patens, 791 nucleotides long. RefSeq lists its product as uncharacterized. The record is from RefSeq and is a predicted model, not a curated record. Lineage: Eukaryota; Viridiplantae; Streptophyta; Bryopsida; Funariales; Funariaceae. Gene Ontology annotation, molecular function: zinc ion binding.
CAUCAUUGGAGCUUUGUGACGCCAAUACUUUUGUUGUUAGGGUUUGCGGGUGAAGCAUCGACAAAUCUAUUUUGGGUCUACCCACUCGCCCCGUCACCUCGCCGGCGUCGUCUGCUGUGUGUCUGCGCCCCGGUAGCUUAGAUUCAUGGCAGCGAUUGACACGGAAAUGGCGACGGGGCCGACCGGGGAGGGCUCUAGCGCCGGGGUGAGCUCCUCCAGUGCUGUUUCCAAGCGCCCGAAGCGGUUCGAGAUUAAGAAGUGGAAUGCUGUGGCUCUUUGGGCGUGGGACAUUGUGGUGGACAAUUGUGCUAUCUGCCGUAACCAUAUCAUGGACUUGUGUAUUGAGUGCCAAGCGAACCAAGCUAGUGCGACGAGUGAGGAGUGUACUGUGGCAUGGGAUUUGGUUCAGGUGUUUGCAAUCACGCCUUCCAUUUCCAUUGCAUCAGCAGAUGGUUGAAGACGCGACAAGUUUGUCCAUUAGAUAACAGCGAAUGGGAAUUCCAGAAGUAUGGACGAUAAAUGCUUUGGGAUUUGUGUUCCUAUUUUUGAGUGCUUUAUAUUCUUCUCUCACAGCUUCAGCUGUUUGUAAAUUUAUCAAGUCUAUGCACUCUACUUGAAGUUGUGUAGUGGUGAGGAUAGUAAAGUAGAAGCGUUUCUGUAGUAAAUAUGUUCUCACAACUUCAGAUGGAAUAUAGGGAGUCCCCCCUUCGUUGCCUCCCUCACUGUAUUUUCGACAUCUCUAUCUGCCCCAGAUGAGUAUGUCCAGUGAAUUUUGCAUUUUAUUUUCAUGA